Messenger RNA from Desarmillaria tabescens, 918 nucleotides. RefSeq lists its product as uncharacterized. The coding region runs from base 1 to 918 and encodes 305 amino acids. The transcript is spliced from 7 exons. The record is from RefSeq and is a predicted model, not a curated record. Lineage: Eukaryota; Fungi; Basidiomycota; Agaricomycetes; Agaricales; Physalacriaceae. Gene Ontology annotation, molecular function: RNA binding. Gene Ontology annotation, cellular component: cytoplasm; nucleus.
AUGUCGGUGGCUACCAAAAACCCCUUUGCCUUGCUGGAUGAGGACGAUGCUCGUCCGACGACCCCACCGCCCCAGCCGAAACAGGAGCCUCCUGCACCUGCCUCGUACUCAACAAAAGCCACGCGGCGGUCCGGCAUCGAGAGGGUGGCAAGUAUUACCAGCGCGGCGGUAAAUCUGCCCCAAGGGAUAGCACCCCAACCCAGGACGGUGCUCAAGAUCCCGUGUCCACAGAAGGCCAGCGAAAUCGAAGGUCGUGGUCGCGGUCGAGGUGGACGAGGCGGAGGCCGUGGUGGUCGUGGCAGGCCUUUCGAUAGACAAAGCCAAACCGGAAAGACGCUGGGAGGAGAUGACGGUGCUACUGAGCUCAAACAAGAAGAAGCUGCCGCUACAGACGCCGUUGUAGAAGGCUCCAACGAGUGGGGUGCUCCCACUGCUGCCACUGGGGGUGAAUGGGGUGCACCCGCUCCCGGUGGUGAUGCCUGGGAAGCUCCCGCUGGCGGUGAUACCACAGCAGACGCCGCCGCGCCGGCCGACAAGCCUCCUCGCAGGGAGCGCGAAGAAGAAGAGGACAACACUCUUACCCUUGACCAGUAUCUUGCCCAGCAAAAGUCAAAAGAAGGGAUUUUGCCCCAGCCCGAAGCUCGCAAGGCCAAUGAAGGUGCCGAAGCCCGAGGAGGAAGAAAGUUACUUCGUCGGCAAGGUACGCUUCUCCUUUUUCAUUAUUUUCCUGGUGCCAAGCCCUCUGCCAAAGCUCGCGCCAAGAAGGAAGAAAAAGUCUAUCUCGAGAUUGACGCUCGCUUUGACCGCCCAGCCCCUCGUGGUGGGGCGCGGCAGGGAGGCGGCCACAAUGGCAAUGCGCCCUCAGUCGCACCUGUCGUCAACGUCGACGACGAGACUGCCUUCCCGUCCCUUUCUUGA